Molecule: messenger RNA, 5388 nt
Organism: Astyanax mexicanus (Mexican tetra)
Lineage: Eukaryota; Metazoa; Chordata; Actinopteri; Characiformes; Acestrorhamphidae
Gene: tgoln2
Product: trans-golgi network protein 2
Exons: 4
Coding region: 118-1689 (523 amino acids)
Source: RefSeq, a predicted model, not a curated record
AUUUACAUAAAACACACGGCGGAGUGUGACGUUGCGUCGCUGACAGAAGCGGAUAUUUCUCUCGUUUAUUCUCCGUUACUGUAGAGAAAGUGUUUCAGUCUCAGGUAGAAACUCACCAUGAGGAUAACAGCGCUGAUCCUGAUACUAACCUGCCUCUACACAGCUCAGGGUUCCCCUUUACCCAUUUCUGAAGCAAACCCAGAAAACAUCUCAGAUGUGGAUGUAAAGGGGCAGACCAUCAGCGACCCGGAGGACAGUAAAAAUCAAGCUGAUAAGAAUAAGCUGACUCCAGAAUCACAAAAUGUUAAUGCAGUUGGAAAAAAAGGGGACCCUAAUCAAGAUAAUCCAAUUGCAGCAUCUGAGACUGACCCAAAGAAGAAGGAUGUCAAAGAAGAAAGUAUUAGUGUAAUUCCGAAAACAUCUGGAGAGCCCGAAGAAGCUAAACUGGGGAAUGACCCAAACACAAACGUGCAAGGGAAAAGUGAAGCCAACCAAGGGAAGGAAAAAUCAGGCCAAGACGUGCAAAACGAGGAAGAAUUGGACAAAAGCACAAAAGUCGUACAAAGUCAGGACAAAUCGGGCAAAGAUGUGCAAUUAAAGGUGGAAUCGGGAACAGGCGUGCAAGGGAAGGGCGAUUCAGAAAAAGACAUGCGAGGGAAGGACGAUUUGGACAAAGACAAGCAAGGGAAAGACGGUUCGGACCAAGACAUGCAAGGGAAAGAAGAUUCGGUUAAAGACAAGCAAGGGAAAGACAAUUUGGACAAAGACAAGCAAGGGAAGGACGAUUUGGACAAAGACAAGCAAGGGAAAGAUGAUGCGAACAAAGACAAGCAAGGGAAAGAUGAUGAGAACAAAGACAAGCAAGGGAAAGAUGAUGAGAACAAAGACAAGCAAGGGAAGGACGAUUUGGACAAAGACAAGCAAGGGAAGGACGAUUUGGACAAAGACAAGCAAGGGAAAGACAAUUUGGACAAAGACAAGCAAGGGAAGGACGAUUUGGACAAAGACAAGCAAGGGAAGGACGAUUUGGACAAAGACAAGCAAGGAAAGGACGACUUGGGCAACAAAGAGGAAGGCAAUGACCAAUCAAUCAAAGACGCACAAGAAAAAGACAAAUCGGACAAAGACACAAAAGUAGAAGAUGAAUCAGGCAAAGGCGUGCAAGGGAAAGAUAAAACGGGCAAAAGUAUACAAGGAAAGGACGAAUCAGGUACAGGCAGUCAAGGGAAGGAUGAUCUUCUUAAAAGUGGGCAAGGAAAGGACCAAAGCACUCACCACGGUAGCAUAGAUGGCCAGGAGAUAGUUGAAACUGUAAAAUCUUCUGAACCCAAAGAAACUCCAGAUCAGAUUGAGGGUGGUGCUCCAAAAGAUGUUGGAGAGGAUGGUAAUGAUGAGGAUGGUGACGGGGAUGAAGAAGAUAAUGAAGUUUACGGUGAAACAGAUAAAGCAAGAGAGGAGAGUCCAAUCAAUAGGAACAAAGGUCAGUCUGGGGUGUUUAACCCUCGAGGAGAGCAGGAUGAGAGCAGCCAUUUCUUUGCCUAUCUGGUCUUCACUGCUGUUCUGGUGGCCGUACUCUACAUCGGAUACCAUAACAAGCGCAAGAUCAUUGCUUAUGUGCUUGAGGGCAAGAGAUCAAGGGGCACACGGAGACCAAAAUCGGGAGACUAUCAGAAACUUGAGCAGCAUUGAUGAAGAUCAGUGAUCUCAAACCAUCAGCAGAAGGAGUCAGCUGUGGCCUUUGAACUUCAUGACACCAAGCUAGGCGUUGAUUAAUGGAUACUGUGAUAUUUUCUUCAAACAUCAGUUUGUGAUACAAUGGUUUGUGUUCUUUACUCAAGUUUAAGAGGUCAUUUGUGGACGCUCAUCACCGUUGUAUCUAAAGGACCUCUUGAGUUAAUUUUUUUUUUUUUUUUUUUUUAAACACGUUUUUCUGGGCUUGCCUCUCAGUUCAAUUUAAACUGGCAGGCUUGAGAUGGUAGGUUAAAUUUUGUUCUGUUAGGCUGCUUUGUUGUAGGGUUAGUGUUGCCUUACAGAGGCUUGUUAAGGCAGUGAGAUAAAGUAGGGUGAUGUGAUUUGUUUUGCUGUAAAAUAGUAACUCAGGGCUUUUGAUUUCAGGGCUCAGCUUAUUCACAAAGCAUCAGAUAUGCUAAAAUACACUGAGGUGUAGUGCAACACUCCAACCUAAACUAUGCUGUUGCAGCUCGGUCGGCUGCAGUAAUGUAUGUCAAUACAUGCAAAUAGAUCUCCAUUCUCAACCCCGGAAGUGUGAAAAAGCUUUGUGAAAAAGUAGUAAAGACCUUGUUUAGGCUCUUGGAAGUGCAAUCUAGCCUAGCCAGUCCAUUAUUUUGUUCUGUUCCAGGCAUUCUGCAAAAUCAGUUGUUUCAUUUAUCCAAAAAAGAUCUAGAUCUAGACUAAUCAAUAGGAGAGAAAUGAGAAUGUAUGAGGCAUACCUGUUGGACUGCCUUCUCUUUAGAUAGGUGUACACCACAGCUCAUCAGUUCUGUUCCUGGUGGAGCAGGAACAGUGUGAUCCAUUCAGUUUGGUUAUUCAAAUAAGCCUAAACAGCAUUACAACUAAAUAUAGCUUUUUAAAUAUGGUUAUAUAUUUAUUGUUUAGAUGUUUUAAAACAGGAAAAGUAGACUCAAACUGUGCUGGACAUCAGCUUUAUGAAACCAGAACUUGUGAUAACCGUUAUAUGAAACCCCCCAUUCCCAUUUUUUGGCAGUUUUAGGCUAGACUUUUAUUCUUUAGAUGAAACAUCAAUGAAUCUGAUUGGCUCCAAGUGAUAAAAAGUAAAACAACUUGGACUUAAACUGGUUUUGUUACAUACAGUUUUACAAAAAGUGCCAAGGAGUUUUUUUUUUCCAUUGUUGUGGUAGAGGAACUGCUUCAAGCUCCCUAUUGAAGCCUUUCCAUCCAUUGUUUUUUAAAGAACCAGUCAUUGCAAAGUUCUUUAAGAAACCAAAAGUUCUAAGUUUUACUCUCAUUACUACAGUACUGAAGAUUAUUAAUAUCAGUUUCAUAGGCCCUUAAAUAGAACCCUGAGGAACUCUUGUUUGUAGCUGAAUGUAACAAAGGAUUCAAAGGGAUGCCAUGUGGGCACUUUAGUUCACUACACUGCGCUCCUGUUGCUUUCUGAGAUAUCUCUGCCAUGCCAGUUUCCACACUGCAAACAUCAGUGUGAUCAGGGGUGGCACAUAGUCUAAAAAGUUUGAGAACCGCUGUUCCAAAAACAAACCUUUUAGUAAAACUGGAUCAGAGCAAACUGUGGACUGGCUCUUGGUCGCUGAAGAAUGGGAAACCUCUGGUUUAGGAAGUAGUUGAACCUGCCCUACGCAUAUUGCACUCUUAUCAGUACUGAAAGAGCAGAUUGUGUGUUUGCACUCCGGUUGUACUGCUGGGCUGCUGUGAGGAGCUCAGCUUUCAGCCAUGGCCUCUGACUUUGCUAACUCUAAAGGAACUGUCUCAGGAUGCUGUGGAACAUGUGGAGGUGGAGGCAUCAAAGCCCUGACUCUUACUUUCUGUUCCACCUGUAAGUUGUUCUGAACUUUGUGGUGUGGAUGUUGUUGGUUAUUCUUUUUUUCUUUGUUAAUAUCUUUUUUUUUUUAAAAAAGCCAGUUGCCCUUUAUGUUGAGUUGGCAUUUUGUAAAAAAAAAAAAUGGACCAAAAUAAAUUUGGAAAAGCAGAGUCUUUAGGUUUUCAAGUUCUAGUAACAGAAUCUACUAUACGGUUGCAGUUUCAGAGAUAAAGAAUCUCCUUCAGUCUAGAUUGUCAGUGGUUGUUGAUGGUGAAUGAGCCUCCAGUGUGUGUAUUAUAAUGGUAUCCAGCUACACUGGUUAAAUUACAGCCAUCAGUAUUUAGUUGGUGUCAAGGCUUGUUGACUGGAAGCAGCCGGAAGCUCACUCAAGUUCAACUCUAGCCAUAUGAUGCAGAAAUCACAUGUUUGGUGGGGGUGAACCACUCCUCCUUUAAUAGAAGCCUUUAUUAGCUCUUGUGGCUCUUUUGUAUUUAGAACUGACUUGUAUUUGCUCCCCAAAAGUGUCAUUUUCUAAGCAAAUUUUGCUUGGUUGGACAAGCUUUAUGGAAUGUUAGUAAAGGGCACAUUCAUCUUAAUAAAAAACAACUGAAAGAAAAAACAAUUUAUUUGCUCAAAAAAUCUAAUGUAACAAACAUUUACUUUCUUUAAAAUAAGUGAUUCAGCUUCGAUUUUCAUAAUCUAUAUUUGUUGUUAUAUUCCAACACUGAACCUAUUUGGCUGUAAUUAGCAUAAAAAUGUGAAGACAGAAUAAUUUAUAUUGUAUUUUUAAAUUGUAGUUUGUAAAUGUUUUUGAUUUUACAAAAAAUCAUUUAAGCUAUGUAAUUUAUUCAGCUGUGGAAAACGUGGAAAAUUAAUAAAAACCUGAAGAAACAGAACAUCAGAAUUUAGUAUUCAGCCUUUGGAUGAAUAUUUCAUUUUGUUAGCGUUAUUUUUUUUGUUGUUGUUUCAAUGUAUCACUAGUUCUUUCUGCUUAUAAUAAAACCAGAAUUAUUUAUAUCCAAAUUAAAUGUUAUUGAAAAAGUCCCAGGUUAACAUACUGCAGAGCUGAGCUUUUGUUAUAGCUUAAACUAGCCAGGUUGGAAACAUGGAGCUACAGCUUGCUAGCUAUUAUGCUAACAUUAGUUCCAUUACACAAAAUCAAUUUCAAAUUUGACCUGAAUUUUAAAGUUUUUCCAUUGUUGCAAAAGUUGCUAUGAAAAAUGAAGCUUGUGGGCGAGCGUGGAAAUGUUUGCUAGGCAAUUCCUAAAAAAGAGUGGAAUGUACUACGGCUUGUGAUAACUUUUUUUCUCUCUUUCUUCUUGACUAUGUCUGUUUUUGGAAUUUAGAGAUGUCUGAUGUCAAAUACUAUUAUUGCAUGGAGUGCAGGUGUGAAAAUAGUAUUACAAGAUUACAAGGUUUGUUAUAAGGUAAACUGUACAUGCUGGAGUUAGAAUAGCCUGUGCCAAAGUUAACGUUAGCCGCAUGCUGUCAAGCAGAGUUUCUGCUAGCCGUAGGAUAAAUGCCUCUAGCGGAGACCCAGAAGAAUCGCUAGUGCCAUGGAAAAGCCUCACUCUCUCUCUUUUCUCCCCGUGCCUGCUGUACUGAUGACCAGUCGCUACUCUCUACCAGGGAUCUUUAAUAUGACAUUGUAAUGCCACUUUUCUAGCACUUUCCACUGUUGAGUUUUACGGAACGAUAGCAAAGUUGCACAACCACUUUUUUGAAUGGUAGAGAAUGCAAAUUAUUUGAAUUAUUAUGAAUUAUUUUUCUUUUGAAUUCUCUCCGUGAUCUGACCUUUACCACUAGUGUCACUUUUGUCACUGCUUUUGUAAAAGAAAACUGAAAUAAAGUCUUUUAGUUUUGGCUUUGAA